AUGCUGCGGCUGGCGCACGAGGGCGCGCGGGCCGCACAGGAUCGAUUGCAGGCCGGCGAGGGCACCGUGGCGGGCGCGAACGCGAAGCUGAGCGCGUACGCGGCGCAGCAGCAGGCCGACGCGGCCCUGCGCGCCGCCGCCCAGAGCCUGUGCGGCACCGUGCAGGACGGGGCGCAGGCCCGCCAGCAGCUCAGGCAGCAGGCGUUGAUCGCCAUCAGCCAGGCGGCCGUGGUCGCGGCUCAGGCCGUUGCGGCCAAGUCCACGGCGGGUUUGGUCCUGGUCGCCGCUGCCAACGACAGGUCUGGGGCCGCCCGGGCCGCUGGCUUGGACGCGCUCGUGGCCCGCAGCACCGAGCUGGAGUCGAGGCUGGCGCUGGCGCUGACCAACGCGGUCUCGACGACGCGGGCCGUGCAGAUGGGCAUUCUGCACGCGGACGGCGCGGUGAAGGACGCCAUCGUGAAGGUGGGCGCCAAGGUCGAGAGCGAUCUGCAGGCCAUGCAGCCGCUGUUCAGCGCAGCUCGGGCCGCUGGGCACAAGUCCAGCGAGGCGGACCUGACGCUGGAGUCUGCGCUGGCAGAUACGGGGCGAAAUGCGAAACCUCGACACGUUCGUCGAUCUGAUGUGAUGCAGUACGUUCGUGAGUACCAGUACUGGUUCGUGACCAAGAAGGAGGACCGCCUGGUGGCGUUCGGGAAGGCUUGCAAGUCCCUCUACAGGAGUCGACUAGACGUAAGCGAGCUCCGGGACGCGGUGCGCGAUGGCGGCGGCGCGGGCGGCGCGGGCCGGGAGGUAGUGUCGCUCGUGUGCGGCAGGCUCGGGCUCGCGGAGGCGGAGUGCCGCGUGUCCGUGCGGUGGCUGCCCGCGGGAGCGCCGCCGCAGGGCGACCUCUGGCCCGCCGCGGGGGUGCAGGGCAGCCGGGAGGCGAGGGCGUGCGUGACCUUGGGCGCGGCGUGCGAGCACGCGCUCUGGCGCGCGGGCGCCGACGGCGGCAGCGAGGUGCGCCUCUCGGGCAGGAACGGGUGCGUCUACCUCCUCGGGUGCGACAUGGGCCGCGCGUGGCGGUGGGAGGUCCAGGCCGCGGAGAGCGCUCUCGGCGGCCUGAUCUUCAUCGGCAUUUCUGGCCCCUGCAGCAUGGCAGAGGACGAGGCCAAGCUGGCUCCGGCGCCUAGCACGCCGCCCGCCGCUCUCAAGGAGGGCACCCGUGUGCAUGAUACACACGACUCCAACCGCCCGUGCAUGCGUAUCAUCACGCUGGAGGACCACGCGCAGCUGCGCGACCUCAGUCACGACGACGUCAUUGUGAUUCCGAAUUUCUUUUGUGACGCCGGCGACUGGGAUCUGUAUUAUGAUCUAUUGCGUCAAGCUCGCGAAGACGAUACAGGGAAGGGAUCGACCUCCACAUGGGAGUCCUGGCACGAGGGCUCCCACCUGCUGACGAAGAGGCCGGAGGGCUCGGACGCCUUCCGCUCCGUGAUCGACAGGAUCUGCGACGCGUUCCACAUUGCCAACAAGGACUGCCGCGACGGCAACUCUGUUGGCACGCGCUUCAAUUGGUAUCGCGACGGCGCAGACUGGAAGCCUUUCCACCACGACUCCGCGGCGUUCAACCCGCAAAGGGCCGCCAAGCAGAAUUGUACCGUGGGCGCCUCCUUCGGGGCCUCACGGGAGCUCGCGUUCCGACACGCGAAGACCGGAGAGUUGAUCUAUUUCCCCCAGACGAACGGCAUGCUCUUCUUCUUCGGCCGGGACGUCAACAUCCGCUGGCAGCACGGCAUCAACGCCUUGCCCACAGAGGACCAGGACGGCAAGGGCCGCGUCUCCAUCAUAUUGUGGGGGUUGACGCUGCUGGCGCGCGAGGAAGCCGGCUCGCCGCCGAUGCUGGAGGGCUCCAGCGGCCCCAGCGCCAAGGGAGGGGGCCGCGGCGGCGAGCGCUGUAGGGCCUUCCUGCGGGGCAGCUGCAGCUACGGCGCCGCGUGCCGGUUCCUGCACGUGGCGGGCAGCGCCCAGGCUGCAGCAGGCAGCCUUCGCAGCGACGUGUGCCGCAACUACCAGCGCCUCGGCAGCUGUGCCUACGGCGACGGGUGCAGGUAUGCCCACCACGCCGCGGGGGGCGCUUGA
This is a messenger RNA of Prorocentrum cordatum, 2118 nucleotides long. The record is from the annotation of a GenBank genome assembly. NCBI's taxonomy places the organism in Eukaryota, Dinophyceae, Prorocentrales, Prorocentraceae.